AUAAACUAACAUUGAAUGUGUACCCUGCCUCUGUUCGGAAGCGGGUUGAGAGGUGCGCCGGUUUUAAAAAACGGCCAAAGGACGUCUUCUUCUUCUCUCCAUCCAUCGACGAAACUCCGAUCGUUAAUCUCUCUCUCUCUCUCGCUCUCCACCUUGAAUAUCCCGCGGGCUACCAUUUCCUAUUCUACGCACCUCUACUCACCUUCAAAAGAGAACGGGAACUACCCGUUUCUUAUCCUUCGCAUCCGUUUCUUAUCCUACGCACCCUCAACGAUGAUCUGGAAGCACAUUUCACGGAAUCAUGCAUGGAAUUCCCUGCGACGAACGGUGUCUGCAUACAAUUCAGCUAAACAAUCGCCAUUAUCGGCUUUGGAGCAGCAGACUCUGGGGUUUUCUUCUUCUACUAGAACAAUUUUCUCUCCAUCCUUCCGUCCGUCGGAUGCCUCAAGUAAUCGCAUCUUUUUGAAGAGUGCAUAUACUGGCAAGAGUUGUAGCUUUUCAAGUCAAGGUUGGGUUGAUCCUCCGACAGGGGGAGUAAUUGAUGUACCGUUGGCGCAGACUGGUGAAGGUAUUGCUGAAUGUGAGCUUCUCAAAUGGUUUGUGCAAGAGGGGGAUUAUGUUGAAGAAUUUCAACGCCUUUGUGAAGUUCAGAGUGAUAAAGCAACUAUCGAAAUUACAAGUCGUUACAAGGGAAAAAUAGCUCACAUUCUCUAUGUUCCUGGUGACAUUGUGAAGGUUGGUGAUACUCUAUUGAAGAUAGUUACUGAAGAAAUUCAGACUCCAAUGCCGAGUCAUGAUGCUUUGGCUGAUACAUCUUCAGAUUCUGAGUCAUCAGAACCUGAUGAUCAAUGUUCAUUGGUUAACAAGGAGAUUGUAGGAGUUCUAUCUACACCAGCUGUUAGACAUCUUGCUAAGCAAUAUGGUCUAAAUAUAAAUGACAUUUGUGGAACUGGUAAAGAUGGGAGGGUUUUAAAAGAAGAUGUCCUGAAAUCUGCUGCGAAUAAAGGGUUGUGUAAAGAGUCAUUUGCAACUUCGGAUUCGGGUCUUGAAGGUCCAUCACUGCUAAAAGAGGCCAAGGUAGACGAGCAAUGCUAUGAAGAUACAACAGUUCUCCUUAGGGGAUUUCAGCGAUCGAUGGUUAAAUCGAUGACCAUGGCUGCAAAAGUUCCACAUUUUCAUUACCUAGAAGAGAUAAACUGUGAUGCUCUUGUAGAACUUAAAGCAGCUUUCCAAAACGAGAAUACUGAUCAGAAUGUCAAACACACUUACUUGCCAUUUUUAAUAAAGUCACUUUCAGUGGCAUUGUGUAAACAUCCCUUAUUAAAUAGUUCUUUCAAUGAGGAGUCAUACGAGCUCAUCCUUAAAGGGAACCACAAUAUUGGUGUUGCCAUGGCAACUCAGUAUGGUCUAGUUGUACCAAACAUAAAGAAAGUUCAGUCACUUUCAAUCUUGGAGAUAACAAAGGAAUUGUCACGGUUGCAACAACUGGCAUUGAAUAACAAGCUCAGCACUGAGGAUAUUUCUGGUGGAACUAUAACCUUAAGCAACAUUGGAGCAAUCGGUGGCAAGUUUGGCUCUCCGCUUCUCAACUUACCUGAAGUUGCCAUCAUUGCAAUUGGCCGAAUUCAGAAACUUCCACGCUUUACAGAUGAUGGAAGUGUAUAUCCUGCAUCUGUCACCAAUGUAACAAUUGGUGCUGAUCAUAGAGUAGUGGAUGGAGCUACGGUCGCCAGAUUUUGCAACGAGUGGAAGCUAUUGAUUGAAAAACCGGAGCUGCUCUUGCUAAACUCGAGAUGAUCUAACAGCAUAAUAAUCAAUCACGGUCCCUUCUAUCGACCCCACCACAUUGGCGUUUCUCAAUUUCAAGAACACCCAUGUUCGUUAAAAAUAAUGGAGGCAUUGAACUUAAGAAAGACAUUUUAUUUAUAAAGGUCUCCUUUUUUUAAAGCUGCACUUGAGGGCCUGUUUGGAUGUUACUCAUAGUUUACAACUGCAAUUGCAAUUUGCAACACGUUGGGUUAAGAUCACAUUCCCACUGCAUUUUUGAAAGCACCGACUUUCUGGAGUGGAUGCAAGCUCUCGGCUCAAAUCCAUAGGAUGGUCCGCGAUGCCUCCUUAAGGUUAGUACAAAAUUCUUCUUUGCAAACUACCCUUAAAAGGAGUUUUCAUCUUGUAUUAUGAAAAUCAAGCAAUUGUCAAUUUGAUUCAAUUGCUGAUUUUGUACUCGA
This is a messenger RNA of Magnolia sinica, 2228 nucleotides long. RefSeq names its product lipoamide acyltransferase component of branched-chain alpha-keto acid dehydrogenase complex, mitochondrial. The record is from RefSeq and is a predicted model, not a curated record. Gene Ontology annotation, cellular component: cytoplasm; mitochondrion. Gene Ontology annotation, molecular function: acetyltransferase activity; lipoic acid binding. Bases 16 to 1797 code for a protein of 593 amino acids. The transcript is spliced from 8 exons. NCBI's taxonomy places the organism in Eukaryota, Viridiplantae, Streptophyta, Magnoliopsida, Magnoliales, Magnoliaceae.